UUCUAACGUGUCGGCGUAGCCCCCCUCCCGUCAAAAGAAAAAAACAAACCCUCCAAACCCCAGCGAGUCCGCCGCAGAAGUCGACGCAGCCGCAACCGCAACCGCCGCCGCCGCAUCCGAUCCCAUGGCCUCCCCGUCCGCGCCGGCGCCGUCGCGGCCGCAGCGCUCGCCGGACGAGGUCGAGGACAUCAUCCUCCGCAAGAUCCUGCUCGUCUCCCUCGCGGCCCCGUCCGCCCCCAACCCCGCCGUGCCCUACCUCGAGCUCACCGCCGCCGAGCUCCUCUCCGAGUCGCGCCCGCUCCUCGCCCUCCGCGACGCCGCCGAGCGCCUCCUCAUCGACCGCCUCUCCCUCCCGGACGCCUCGCCGCCGCCCUUCGCGUUCCUCGCCGCCGCCUUCGGCCGCGCCGCGGACGAGGCCCGCAAGAUCUCCACGAUCCGCGACCCCGCGCUCCAGGCGCGGCUCAGGGCGUCCAUCGCCCACGUCCGCGGCCUCAUCCUCUCCUACGCGCGCAUCGUUGCGGGGAACCCGGAUACCUUCCCGACGCCCCCCAACGCGCCCCACCCCGCCGCCGAGCUGCUCGUCUUCCUGCUCGCGGAGGCCGCCGACCCGCUCGACUCCGCCCCGUCCCCCGGCGCCCCGCCGCCGGGGGCCUUCCUGGACGAGCUCUUCGGGAACGCGGACUAUGACGCCGUCGAGCCGGUGAUGGGCGAGCUGUACGAGCGCCUGAGGCAGAGCGUCGACAAGGUAUCCGCGCUGGGCGACUUCCAGCGGCCUCUCCGUGUGCUGAAGCGGCUGGUGGGGAUCCCCAACUGCGCCAAGGCUCUGGUACAGCACCCCAAGUGGAUUCCUAAGAAUCAAAUCAUGCUGAUUGGGGAAGGAAGAACCAUGGAGAUCUGCAGCUUGCUGGGGGCCUUCUUCCAUGUCAGUGCUAUUCCCGACCGUGAGUUUGCAAGCCAGCCUGAUGUUGGGCAACAGUGCUUCUCUGAUGCAUCUACACGGCGGCCGGCUGAUUUACUGUCAUCAUUCGCAGCAAUACAAAAUGUUAUGAAUAGCUUGCAGGAUGGGCUGAGGGAUGUUCUUCUAGUGCUGCUUAAGAAUUCAGAUACUCGAGAAAAGGUCCUUGAAUAUCUGGCAGCGGUGAUAAACACAAAUGCAGGAAGAUCUGGCAUGCGUGUGGACCCUUUGAAAUGCGCAAGUUCGGGUAUGUUUGUCAAUCUCAGUGCUGUCAUGCUCCGUCUGUGCGAGCCUUUUUUGGAUAAAAUGGAGUCGAUGAAGGGCAAGAUUGAUGUCAAGUACCUCUUCUGCAACAAAAGAGUAGAUUUCAAGAGCUUGACUGCUGUAAAUGCCUCUUCAGAAGAAGUCUCAUCAUGGAUAGAGAGCUGGAGCCAAGAUAAUGCCAGUGGAAAGGCAAAUAAAGAGAAUUUCUCAUUUAUUUGCGAAUGUUUUUUCAUGACGGCAAGGGUACUUAAUUUGGGAGUGAUGAAAGCUGUGGCAGAUCUUAAACAUAUCUCUCAGGAACUUGCAAGGUGUGAAGAUGAUUUGGAGGCAAACAAAGCAAUCAGAGAUCAAGGAGGAAGUUCACCACAGCUUGAGCAAGAUAUAACACGCUUGGAGAAGAUAGUUGCAGCCUUAUCCCAGGAACAGUUCUGCUAUGAAUCUCAGAUACUAAGGGAUAGUGCUUUUCUUCAGCGUGCACUAUCUUUCUACAGAUUAAUGAUAUUGUGGUCAGUAGACCUAGUUGGGGGAUUUAAGAUGCCUUUGCCAUCAGAAUGCCCCAUGGAAUUUUCUUGCAUACCGGAGCAUUUUCUUGAUGAUGCAAUGGAUUUACUUGCUCUAACUUCUAGAAUUCCAAAAGCUCUGGAGGGCUUCCCAUUGGAUAAUUUUCUCAAUUUCAACAUUAUGUUCAUGGCGAGCUCUUCUUACAUUAAAAAUCCUUACCUGAAAGCAAAGAUGGUUGAAGUUUUGAAAAGCUGGAUGCCACAAAGAAGCGGCUUGAAAUCCACAGCCUCGUUAUUUGAGGGGCACCAACUAUGUCUCGAUUAUCUUGUCAAGAAUCUUCUGAAGCUUUAUGUGGAUAUUGAAUUCACUGGCUCCCAUACACAGUUCUUCGACAAAUUUAAUAUUCGACACAACAUUGCUGAGCUUCUUGAGUAUUUAUGGGAUGUUCCCAGUCAUCGAAAUGCUUGGAGACAAAUGGCUAAAGAAGAGGAAAAGGGUGUCUACUUGAAUUUUCUGAACUUUCUUAUCAAUGAUAGCAUCUAUCUUCUUGAUGAGAGUUUGAAAAGGAUUCUCGAGCUAAAGGAAAUAGAGGCUGAAAUGGCUAAUACUGUUGCAUGGGAUAGCAGACCUGCUCAAGAAAGAGAGGAGCGGUUGCGCGCGUUUCAUCAGUCAGAGAAUAUUGCUCGAUUUGAUAUGAAGCUCGCAAAUGAGGAUGUUGGGAUGCUUGCUUUCACGUCAGAACAAAUUCCAGCACCUUUGCUUCUUCCAGAAAUGGUGGAAAGGGUGGCGAGCAUGUUAAAUUACUUCCUCUUGCAGCUUGCUGGUCCCCAGAGGAAAUCGUUGACUGUAAAAGAUCCAGAGAAGUAUGAGUUCAAACCGAAGCAGCUAUUGAAACAGAUUGCUACCAUCUAUGUCCACAUUGCAAGGGGUGAUAAGGAAGCUGUCUUCCCAGCUGCAAUCUCAAAAGACGGAAGGUCAUACAGUGAGCAGUUGUUUGCUAGUGCAACUAAUAUUUUGUGGAAGAUUGGGGUAGAUCCCCAAAUCAUACAGGAGUUUAUGCAACUUGCAGGUAAAGCAAAAGCUGCUGCCGCUGAGGCCAUGGAUGCCGAGGCUAUCCUUGGGGACAUACCAGACGAAUUUCUUGAUCCGAUCCAGUAUACUCUGAUGAAUGAUCCUGUGAUACUACCAUCGUCGCGGGUCACAGUAGAUCGACCAGUUAUUGUUCGGCAUUUGCUCAGUGACAGCACUGAUCCGUUCAACCGCUCCCAGCUGACUCAAGACAUGUUGAUACCAGAUACAGAUCUCAAGUUGCGCAUUGAAGAAUUUGUCAGGUCCCAGCAGUCGCGGAAGCGGAGGGCUGUCGACACUGAGACCGGGGAGCCUGAUGGUGCUGCUGAUAUGGUGGAGUGAACUGCUAAAAGCUGGGAUGGACAGUAGUUUCAGGCCGGAUCAAUUCUCGGUAAAUGGUGUAGAGUGCACCCUGCAAAUCUAAGCUUGUACACUUUGUCAUGCAUUGCCUUAUCAUGGACCGUUAGGUUAUGUCAAGUUCACUUGUAUAAACAUUUUAUCAUUUUGUUCAGCGGUUAAUUAUUA
This is a messenger RNA of Triticum aestivum (bread wheat), 3313 nucleotides long. RefSeq names its product probable ubiquitin conjugation factor E4. The record is from RefSeq and is a predicted model, not a curated record. NCBI's taxonomy places the organism in Eukaryota, Viridiplantae, Streptophyta, Magnoliopsida, Poales, Poaceae. The coding region runs from base 125 to 3130 and encodes 1001 amino acids. The transcript has a single exon. Gene Ontology annotation, biological process: protein polyubiquitination; ERAD pathway; ubiquitin-dependent protein catabolic process. Gene Ontology annotation, cellular component: ubiquitin ligase complex; cytoplasm; nucleus. Gene Ontology annotation, molecular function: ubiquitin-ubiquitin ligase activity.